Drosophila mauritiana is the source of this 1000-nucleotide messenger RNA. Its product is annotated as sperm-specific protein Don juan. NCBI's taxonomy places the organism in Eukaryota, Metazoa, Arthropoda, Insecta, Diptera, Drosophilidae. The record is from RefSeq and is a predicted model, not a curated record. The transcript is spliced from 2 exons. Bases 116 to 895 code for a protein of 259 amino acids.
UUAGAUCUCAGAUUCAGUUUAGAUCCUGAUUCCACAGACAAAUAGUCUCCAGCUGUGGUUUUUUUCAAAAUUCUUUGUAAAAUUUUUGGUACAAGAUUUCAAAAUUUUUGUCGAAAUGCUUAAGAGAACCGCUUUAAUUUUACGUCGGUGCUUACAGCCCACUUUUAUACGGCCUCACCACAUCAAUGUCCUUGAAAACUUUAAGGAAGCCGAUGACCUUCCAAAUCAGGGGCAAACAAAAUUAGUCGAUGUCUCUAUUCACGAUCCGCAGCACAUUCGUUCUGCACUCGUCAAUCCAAUGCAACGAAAGUUCUUGCAAGACCUGGAGCAGCAACAGACUGUUAGGAUCAAGUGGUUUAAGGAAGGGAAUCAGGAUGAACUGGAAAAUAUGAAAAAUGAAUGCCGAAGGCUAGCCCUAGAAAUCACAAUGGCUGCAAAGGGUGGCGAUAUCAAAAAAGCCUGCAAGAAACUGGCUGAAAGAGAAAAGUGCAAGCAGAAAGAACUGAAAAGAAAAUGCAAGGAAUUGGAGAAAAAGACCAAGUGCGCGAAAAAAGACCCUUGCAAAAAAAAAGAUCCUUGCAAAAAGAAAGACCCAUGUAAAAAGAAAGAUCCCUGCAAAAAGAAAGAUCCCUGCAAAAAGAAAGAUCCUUGCAAAAAGAAAGAUCCUUGCAAAAAGAAAGAUCCAUGCAAAAAGAAAGAUCCUUGCAAAAAGAAAGAUCCGUGCAAGAAAAAGGGGGACUUAAAAAAGAAGUGCAAAAAAUUGGCCGAAAAAGAAAAGUGCAAAAAACUGGCCAAGAAAGAAAAGAUGAAAAAGUUGCAGAAAAAGUGCAAAAAAAUGGCUCAGAAGGAAAAAUGCAAGAAAAUGGCUAAAAAAGACAAAUGCAAGAAAAAGUAAAGUUUUCGCGGAUUAUGCAAUGAAAUACAUACAUACCAGGUUUAAUUCAUUCAGCUCUGUACAACGCGGCUUUAUCUAAAAUAUGGUUUUUUCAUAAUAUACAAU